This is a messenger RNA of Ziziphus jujuba (common jujube), 994 nucleotides long. Its product is annotated as probably inactive leucine-rich repeat receptor-like protein kinase At5g48380. Gene Ontology annotation, molecular function: protein binding. The transcript has a single exon. Lineage: Eukaryota; Viridiplantae; Streptophyta; Magnoliopsida; Rosales; Rhamnaceae. The coding region runs from base 184 to 984 and encodes 266 amino acids. The record is from RefSeq and is a predicted model, not a curated record.
UUGUUUACCUUGACCCAGUAAACUACCAAGAAACUUGGUUAGUCUAGUACACUAAUAAAUUCUUCUUGGGGUUCUUGUUCAUGCAUCAUCCAAUGGUUUCCAAUUUCAUUUCCGAUCUAAAAUUUUUCUGGGUUUGAUUUUUUUUUUUUUAAUUUAUUUGUUCCAAUCUAAGUUCAAUAGCUGAUGAAUUCUCAGACAAAGAUGAGCCUCAAUGCAACAUCUGUUAUUUUGAUUCAUUUAGUUGUCUGGUCAUAUUUAGGUAUGUUCAGUGUCAUUCAUGGUACUUUGAGUGAUAUACUUUGCUUGAGAUCUGUCAAAGAAUCCAUUGAAGACCCUUUGAAUAACUUGACCUCCUCAUGGAACUUCGACAACCAAACAGAAGGUUUUCCAUGUAAAUUUUCUGGGGUUGAUUGCUGGCACUUUGAUGAGAGCAAGGUACUAGCUUUAAACCUCUCUAAUAUGGGGCUUAGAGGAAAAUUCCCUAUGGGAAUUCAAUUUUGCAGUAGUUUAGUGUCCUUGAACCUUUCCAAUAAUGCAUUCUCAGGAACUAUACCAUCAAAUAUAUCUAAGUUGAUACCCUAUCUGACUAUCCUUGAUCUUUCCCACAACAAAUUUUCUGGCGAAGUUCCAAGCAGCUUUUCGAACUGUAGUUAUCUGAAUGUUCUUAGGCUUAAUCACAACCAGAUAGUAGGCAAUUUACCUGUGGAACUGGGUCUUCUUAGUAGGAUCACAAGCUUUAGUGUUGCGCGUAAUAUGUUGACAGGACAAGUUCCUGGAUUCAUUACAGCUAAAUUUAAGCCUGAGAGCUACGCAAACAAUGCACGACUAUGUGGAACUUUAGAAUUAGAAUUUCUAUUAUCCAUAUCACAACAUAAUUCUAAUAACUUGUGCACAAAUAUCCAAGUUGGAACUUUAUCAUUAUUAGUGCCCAAAAAAAAAAAAAAAAAAAGGGGGAAAAAAUUUGUCAUUGUAUUUUUACAAUGAUUCCUUUUUA